ACCAAAAUAAAUCUAUAUGAUGAAGUAAAACAAAGCUAAAGCCGAAUUCACCAAGCUAUGGUAACAUCCCUAAAUGAAGAUAAUGAAAGUGUAACUGUUGAAUGGAUUGAAAAUGGAGAUACUAAAGGCAAAGAGAUUGACUUGGAGAGCAUAUUUUCACUUAACCCAGAUCUUGCACCUGAUGAGGAUAUUGAACCUAGUCCAGAGGCACUACCACCACCUACUACAUCAGCCAAAGUAAACAAAAUUGUGAAGAGUCGACGAACUGUGUCAUCUGUUAAGAAUGACACCCCUGCCAGAGAGAACAGAGUGGUUGGUUCUGCACGUGCGCGACCUACUCAGCUUCCUGAGCAGUCUUCCUCCUCUCAACAGAAUGGUAGUGUUUCAGAUAUAUCUCCAGUUCAAGCUGCAAAAAAGGAAUUUGGACCCCCUUCACGUAGAAAAUCCAAUUGUGUAAAAGAGGUUGAAAAAUUACAAGAGAAACGUGAAAAAAGAAGGUUACAGCAGCAGGAGCUUAGAGAAAAAAGAGCUCAGGAUGUUGAUGCUACAAACCCAAAUUAUGAAAUUAUGUGUAUGAUAAGGGAUUUCAGGGGAAGUUUGGAUUAUAGACCACUGACAACUGCAGAUCCUAUUGAUGAGCACAGGAUAUGUGUUUGUGUACGAAAACGGCCACUCAAUAAAAAAGAAACUUUAAUGAAAGACCUUGAUGUAAUAACAAUUCCUAGUAAAGAUGUUGUGAUGGUACAUGAACCAAAACAAAAAGUGGAUUUGACAAGGUACCUAGAAAACCAAACUUUUCGUUUUGAUUAUGCCUUUGAUGACACGGCUCCUAAUGAAAUGGUUUACAGGUUUACAGCUCGGCCAUUAGUGGAGACCAUAUUUGAAAGGGGAAUGGCCACCUGUUUUGCAUAUGGGCAAACAGGCAGUGGAAAAACCCAUACUAUGGGUGGUGACUUUUCAGGAAAGAACCAGGAUUGUUCUAAAGGAAUAUAUGCACUUGCAGCUCGAGAUGUCUUUUUAAUGCUAAAGAAACCAAACUAUAAGAAGUUAGAACUUCAAGUAUAUGCAACAUUUUUUGAAAUCUACAGUGGUAAGGUUUUUGACUUACUGAACAGGAAGACAAAAUUAAGAGUGUUAGAAGAUGGUAAACAGCAAGUCCAGGUGGUGGGAUUACAGGAACGGGAAGUCAAAUGUGUUGAAGAUGUUCUUAAGCUUAUUGAAAUAGGCAACAGCUGCAGGACGUCUGGCCAGACAUCUGCAAAUGCACACUCGUCUCGAAGCCAUGCAGUGUUUCAGAUUAUCCUCAGAAGGAAAGGGAAAUUGCAUGGUAAAUUUUCUCUGAUUGAUUUGGCUGGCAAUGAAAGAGGAGCAGAUACUUCCAGUGCAGAUAGGCAGACUCGACUGGAAGGUGCGGAAAUUAACAAGAGCCUUUUAGCACUCAAGGAGUGCAUUAGAGCCUUAGGCCGAAAUAAACCUCAUACACCAUUCAGAGCAAGUAAACUUACCCAGGUGUUAAGAGAUUCAUUCAUAGGAGAAAACUCCCGUACCUGUAUGAUUGCUACAAUUUCUCCGGGGAUGGCAUCAUGUGAAAACACUCUAAACACGCUGAGAUACGCAAACAGAGUAAAGGAAUUUGGAAUUAGUCCUUCGGACAUUCCCUUCUCACAGGGUAGUGGCAGUCGCUCUGAUCUCUCUCCUUCCUAUGAGUAUGACGACUUUUCUCCUUCAAUCACCAGGGUGAAGGAGCUGACGGUCGAUCCUAGUGCUGCAGGAGAUAUGCGCCCCAUUAUACACCACGCCCCCAAUCAGAUCGACGACUUGGAGACACAGUGGGGUGUGGGGAGCUCUCCGCAGAGAGAUGAUCUCAAACUGCUUUGCGAACAAAACGAGGAGGAAGUUUCCCCACAAUUGUUCACCUUCCAUGAAGCUGUGUCACAAAUGGUAGAAAUGGAAGAGCAAGUAGUAGAAGACCACAGGGCUGUCUUCCAGGAAUCUAUUAGAUGGCUGGAAGAUGAAAAAGCUCUUCUUGAGAUGACAGAAGAAGUAGACUACGAUGUGGAUUCUUAUGCUACCCAACUCGAAGCAAUUCUAGAGCAAAAAAUUGAUAUUCUGACUGAACUUAGAGAUAAAGUGAAAUCCUUCCGGGCAGCUCUACAAGAGGAGGAACAGGCCAGUAAGCAGAUCAACCCGAAAAGACCACGCGCCCUCUGAAAUGGGCUGUUGCUGCUAGAGGAAUCUACAAACCCAUACUGCUGUAGCACACAUCUGUGACAAAACCCAGUGGCCGCAAGAACUCAACUACUUGAAAGUGUAAAAACGUUGAGAAAUGUCUGUGGAAAUGUCCUGUUUCUUAUUCACCCGAAUGACAUUUUUAGUUGUGUGUGAAAUGCUCCUAUGAUGUCUACAGAAUGCUUCUAGCCCAGACAGCACAACCAUGCAGGGUUCAGAUCUGUGAAGCACUUUGUUUAAACUAUCUGCCAUGUCUUUAAUAAUGAA
This is a messenger RNA of Eurypyga helias (sunbittern), 2496 nucleotides long. RefSeq names its product kinesin heavy chain member 2A (gene KIF2A). Gene Ontology annotation, molecular function: microtubule motor activity; microtubule binding; ATP binding. The coding region runs from base 58 to 2211 and encodes 717 amino acids. The transcript is spliced from 21 exons. NCBI's taxonomy places the organism in Eukaryota, Metazoa, Chordata, Aves, Eurypygiformes, Eurypygidae. The record is from RefSeq and is a predicted model, not a curated record. Gene Ontology annotation, biological process: microtubule-based movement.